CAUCAAUCGACCAGUGAAUUUGUUUUCAGCCAAAAAAAACGCUAGAAUCUAAAAAGAAAAAAAAUUAUGACAGAAGCAACGAAAAAAAAACAUGUUGCACGUGAAUUAAAUGAUUUUUAUCAUUUACCCGAUCCAGGUGAACAAAUUGUUCAAGUAUUACGUGGUUGUGGUAAUAAUCUACAUGAAGUUCGUCAAAUUGAUGGUGAACAAUAUCUAGUAUCUAUGCCAACAAAAUUUCGUCGUUCAGUUUGGAUUAAACGUGGUGAUUUCCUCAUUGUUACACCAAUCGAAGAAGGUAAUAAAGUUCGUGCAGAAAUUCAUUCAAUUCUUUUAAAAGAUCAUAUUCGUUAUCUAAAACAACAAAAUAAAUGGCCAAAAGAAUUUACCGAUGCAAAAGCCGAUAAUGAUGAAAUAAUGUUCGAAAAUGCUGAUGAUGAUAGUGAUCAUGAUAUUCAAAUGAAUUCAAAUCAUAAAAAUGAUCAAAAUAACCAUUCCGAUUCAGAAUCGGAUGAUUCGGAUACAACCGAUAAUGAUGAUGAUGAUAAUGAAUGAAAUUCAUUUAAUCAAAACAAAAGAUUUUAUUUAUUUUUUUAUAAGUUCCGAAUCCAAAAAUCAAUAUUCAAUCAAUCUUUUCUCUCUUCUUAACAUUG
This is a messenger RNA of Dermatophagoides pteronyssinus (European house dust mite), 650 nucleotides long. Its product is annotated as putative RNA-binding protein EIF1AD. Gene Ontology annotation, molecular function: RNA binding; translation initiation factor activity. Gene Ontology annotation, cellular component: nucleus. The record is from RefSeq and is a predicted model, not a curated record. Lineage: Eukaryota; Metazoa; Arthropoda; Arachnida; Sarcoptiformes; Pyroglyphidae. Gene Ontology annotation, biological process: translational initiation.